This is a messenger RNA of Pyricularia pennisetigena, 483 nucleotides long. RefSeq lists its product as uncharacterized. The record is from RefSeq and is a predicted model, not a curated record. The coding region runs from base 1 to 483 and encodes 160 amino acids. NCBI's taxonomy places the organism in Eukaryota, Fungi, Ascomycota, Sordariomycetes, Magnaporthales, Pyriculariaceae. The transcript is spliced from 2 exons.
AUGUCGACGAGGCAGGACGAGAGGUUAAUCAGUGCCCUCGAAAGUACUGGAGUCCAGCCAGCUCUGCCAGUCUCCAAUGUACUUGUCGCUGCUCAGACAGACGCGGCUAAUAUCCGGGGAAGCUGUUGUGCUCUACUUCUCCAACGUCGCAUCGGCCUCGCCUCCUCUGUGAUCGCUGCACCAGAAGAGACAACGCCAGGAACAGGGUGUGAAUUAAUGUGGAGCCGUACCAGGAUAAAGUCAAGGUGGUGUGGUAGGGUUCCUGGCUUUCAACGUUGCACCGGUAUUGGUAGACUCAGGAAUACAAGAAACGGCGCCGGUCAAUCCAAUCGCCUCAUCGUUGCAGACAAAUUCCUAUCUAUUGCAAGGAAUGUUCCUGUGAUUUCCGUAAUCAUCAGCACGAACUGCAACGGCUUCAUUGGCCACGAGGGGUUUGCAGUAGUCGUCAAUUGCUGGAGGUAUCUAGUUCAAGGGAUAGCGUAG